AUGGCAGCCAUGCUCCUGAUGGCCAGACGCAAGGUGCCGGUGUCUUUUGAGGACGUGUCUGUGUACUUCACCAAGACAGAAUGGAAGCUUCUGGAUCUCAGACAAAGGAUGCUCUACAAGCGAGUGAUGCUGGAGAACUACCGCCACUUGGUGUCACUGGGGUUUUCAUCCUCCAAGCCUCACCUGGUCUCCCGGCUAGAGCGAGGAGAGGGCCCCUGGGUAGCAGACGUCCACAGGAUGGGGACCACCACAGGGAUGCAGGCAGGUGACAGGAUGAAGAGCAAACCUAUAAUUUCAAAGCAGAAAAAUUGUCCAGAAGAACUCGCAGGGGCUGACCUUCAGGGUGGCAACAAGGGCCAGGUAGCCGGGCGAAGUAGCUGCAGAGGUAGGCAGGGUUUGGUUCUAAGGCAGCAAGGUUCCAAAGGUGCAGAGAAACAGUUUCUGUGUCAGCAGUGUGGGAAAUCCUUCAGCCGGAGCUCCAACCUCAUCAAGCACCGGAUCAUCCACAGUGGCGAGAAACCCUAUGAGUGCGGCGAGUGCGGGAAACUCUUCCGGCGCAGCUUCGCGCUCCUGGAGCACCAGCGCAUCCACAGCGGUGAGAAGCCCUAUGUGUGCGGCGAGUGCGGGAAGACUUUCACACGCAGCUCCAACCUCAUCAAGCACCAGAUCAUCCACAGUGGUGAGAAGCCCUAUGAGUGUGGCGAGUGCGGGAAACUCUUCCGGCGCAGCUUCGCGCUCCUUGAGCACCAGCGCAUCCACAGUGGCGAGCGGCCCUACACGUGCAGUGUGUGUAGCAAGGCCUUCAGCCGGAGCUCCAACCUCAUCGAGCACCAGCGCACACACAGCGGCGAGAAGCCCUACACGUGCAGCCAGUGCCUGAAAGCCUUCAAGGGCAUCUCCCAGCUCAUUCACCACCAGCGCAUCCACAGUGGGGAGAAGCCAUUCGAGUGCAAGGAGUGUGGGAAGGCCUUCCGGGGGCGCUCGGGCCUCAGCCAGCACCGGCGGGUGCACAGUGGCGAGAAGCCCUAUGAGUGCAGCGAGUGUGGGAAGACCUUCAGCCGGCGAUCCAACCUCUUCAAGCACCAGGUGGUGCACAGCGAGGAGAGACCCUACAAGUGUCAAGACUGCAGGAGGGCAUUCCGCAGCGGCUCCGUCCUCCUGGAGCACCAGCGCACCCACGGCAGCCUGCGGCCUAGCGCCUGCGGCCACUGCGGCCAGGCUUCCAAAGGGAAACCGCAGCUCGGCCGGAAGCCGAAAACUCACCGCAGAAGGAAGCUCUCGGAGGGAAGCAACUCAGAAAAGGCGCCAGCCUCCCUGGCCCUCUGGAGAGCCACUGAAGAGCCCCGCCCCGAAGACGAGAAACUCUGUCCAGCCUCCGCCCAUGCCACCGCCCCCAGCUCCUUCUGA
This is a messenger RNA of Lipotes vexillifer (Yangtze River dolphin), 1407 nucleotides long. RefSeq names its product ZFP92 zinc finger protein (gene ZFP92). The transcript has 6 exons. Gene Ontology annotation, biological process: regulation of transcription by RNA polymerase II. NCBI's taxonomy places the organism in Eukaryota, Metazoa, Chordata, Mammalia, Artiodactyla, Lipotidae. Gene Ontology annotation, molecular function: RNA polymerase II cis-regulatory region sequence-specific DNA binding; DNA-binding transcription factor activity, RNA polymerase II-specific. The record is from RefSeq and is a predicted model, not a curated record. The coding region runs from base 1 to 1407 and encodes 468 amino acids.